AUGCACAGUUCGCAUCUUGGAAUCGUCAAAUGCAAGUCACGAGCAAGGGAAACGUUAUUCUGGCCAGGCAUGUCUUCUGAAGUGGAAGAUAUAGUCUCGAAAUGUUCCAUCUGUGCACAGCACUCGAACCGGAAUCCCAAAGAACCGCUGGUUGAAACAGAAAUUCCUACUAGGCCAUGGUCAAUUGUGUCAGCAGACCUUUUUGAGUAUAAGGGACAAAACUACCUCUUAUCCGUUGACCAUUACUCGAAAUGGCCAGAACUGGCGAAACUCGACAACAUGAGCAGUAACAAUACUAUUCAGUAUUUGAAGAGUCAGUGUUCCAGAUAUGGAAUUAUGGACAAAUUAAUUACAGACAAUGGACCGCGAUUCGCAAGCUCGGAAUUCAACGAAUUCGCAAAACAGUAUGGGUUCCAACAUGAAACCUCGAGCCCCCAUUUCCCACAAUCUAACGGUCAAGCCGAACGCUGCGUACAAACAGUGAGGAAUCUACUUCGCAAAGCUAAUGAUCCAUACAAAGCCUUGUUGGAUUACCGAAACACAGCUAUUGAGGAAAUUAAACUUUCUCCCACGCAAAUGUUUCUUGGCAGACGUUUAAAGACUGAUUUGCAAACCACCGCACCCCUUCUAACUCGGGAUGUCACAUGCUCAAACUACCUUAAAACGCGCAUGAGGGCAAGACAAGUAAAACAGAAGUUUUACUAUGACAGACAUAGUGGUCCAUCUCUUAAACCACUUGAUCAAGGUGACAAUGUCAUUAUGCAGAAAGCAAAGGAAAACCAAUGGAUUCCAGCUACAAUUUCGCAACAACAUCACAACCCAAGAUCGUACAUCGUCAAAACAAACGACGGAAGGAAAUACAGGAGAAACCGCAAACACCUUCGUCCUACAAAUGCGGAAUUUCCCAUUGAUUUGGAUCACGACGAUGAGCCGUUCAUUCCGACAACCGAAAUACAACCACGAGAAACGUUUAUAACGGCUGAUCAACAACAAAACGCAAGUUAA
This is a messenger RNA of Mizuhopecten yessoensis (Yesso scallop), 1005 nucleotides long. RefSeq lists its product as uncharacterized. The coding region runs from base 1 to 1005 and encodes 334 amino acids. Gene Ontology annotation, biological process: DNA integration. Lineage: Eukaryota; Metazoa; Mollusca; Bivalvia; Pectinida; Pectinidae. The transcript has a single exon. Gene Ontology annotation, molecular function: nucleic acid binding. The record is from RefSeq and is a predicted model, not a curated record.